AUCAGUCUCCCUCCAAUAAGUCCUGCUGCAUCAAAUCGUUAUGGCCCCAGUUCUGCCUAUGCUUUGCCUCCAAUAUCUGCAUUGGAGGAUCUGCGAGGUGUCGAUGUCAAUGACUCUGCCGCCGUGCUUCGCCGUUUAUCGCAGAACGACGAGGCUGACAUCUGGCCCUCACGAUCGACAAAUAACAAGUGA
This is a messenger RNA of Lentinula edodes (shiitake mushroom), 192 nucleotides long. RefSeq lists its product as uncharacterized. The transcript has a single exon. The record is from RefSeq and is a predicted model, not a curated record. Lineage: Eukaryota; Fungi; Basidiomycota; Agaricomycetes; Agaricales; Omphalotaceae. The annotation marks the transcript as partial.